CACGGCGUCUCUUGGCUUGAAGACAGCGAAAGAGACGGGUUGAGCAUCUUGAAAGACGUCUGCAGCUGAAGUUCCAAAAAACAAACAAACAAAAAAAAAAAAGAACAUGUAUCUCAUCCGUCCACUGGAGGUUCUCACUCUCUGGAUUAUCUGCAUCUCGGGGGCUGACGCUGAGCUGACCUGUGACACGUUGCUUCUGUUGUCGGGAAACCUCACACUACGUUCGUUGGUAGCAUGGAACCUGACCUCGACCCCCAGCAACGUCACCGGUGUGUUCUGCAACAUGUCCAUCGAUGGGAUCGGGACCUGCUGGCCCCGGAGUCGCGCGGGAGAGCUGGUGACCCGGCCCUGUCCCGAGUUCUUCUACGGAGUGCGCUACAACACCACGAACAACGUGUACCGAGAGUGCCUCCCGAACGGAACGUGGGCGAUGAAGGGGAACUACUCGCAGUGCCAGGCCAUCCUGACCGAGGAGAAGAAGAGCAAGCUGCACUACCAGAUUGCCGUGAUCAUAAACUACCUGGGCCACUGCAUCUCUCUGGGGGCCCUGCUGGUGGCAUUCCUCCUCUUCAUGCGCUUGAGGAGCAUCCGCUGCCUGAGGAACAUCAUCCACUGGAACCUGAUCACCGCCUUCAUCCUGCGCCACGCCACCUGGUUCAUCGUCCAGCUCACCAUGAACCCCAAAGUGCACGAGAGCAACGUGAUCUGGUGCCGGCUGGUGACGGCGGCGUACAACUACUUCCACGUGACCAACUUCUUCUGGAUGUUCGGCGAGGGCUGCUACCUGCACACGGCCAUCGUGCUCACCUACUCCACCGACAAGCUGCGCAAGUGGAUGUUCAUCUGCAUCGGCUGGUGCAUCCCUUUCCCCAUCAUCGUCGCCUGGGCCAUCGGCAAGCUGUACUACGACAACGAAAAGUGCUGGUUUGGGAAGCGGGCAGGCGUUUACACGGACUACAUCUACCAGGGUCCCAUGAUUCUCGUUCUGCUGAUCAAUUUCAUCUUCCUCUUCAACAUCGUCAGAAUCCUCAUGACGAAGCUCCGAGCUUCGACCACGUCGGAGACGAUACAGUACAGGAAAGCAGUGAAGGCCACUCUGGUGCUCCUCCCUCUGCUUGGGAUCACCUACAUGCUGUUCUUUGUCAACCCCGGAGAGGAUGAGAUCUCCCAGAUUGUGUUCAUAUAUUUCAACUCAUUUCUGGAGUCCUUUCAGGGUUUCUUCGUGUCCGUGUUCUACUGUUUCCUGAACAGCGAGGUGCGGUCCGCGGUCCGGAAGCGGUGGCACCGCUGGCAGGACAAGCACUCGAUCCGGGCACGGGUGGCCCGCGCCAUGUCCAUCCCCACCUCGCCCACACGGGUCAGCUUCCACAGCAUCAAGCAGUCCUCCGCGCUGUGAGGGCCGCCCUUCCUCCUCCGGGCCGCCAGGGGGCGCUGUGAACAGAACAGGGUAACGCUCAUUUGAUGGAGAGGGCAGGUUCCGGCCUCACUUCUGCUAAAAACGGGGGAGGGUGGGGGCCGCACCCCACGGAACACCGGCGGUACACAAGUCAGGGAUGAGAGACCAAAAAAAAAAAUUUUUUUUUCUGAAGAUCGCACUGGUAGCUUUCCGGAAAAGACCAUUUCUUUGUUUCCCGUUGUACGGCCCUCUGGUUGGAUUUUGUCGAGAUUCUUGUGACCCUUGUCGGAUAAACGCUUGAUUCUGAGCGGUGUAACCCGUUUUUUCGACCUUAUUUCAACCUCACUCCCGAAAACCUCGACUGUGAUUACACUCUGAUAGGAUAACCGGACCAGGAUACCAAUGCAUGGGGAAUUAUACAGAAAAAAAAAAAGCCAAAUCCACAUUUUCAGGUAAUCCUCGUUUGUAACUGGAUACUUCCCUCUGAAUAUUUUUUUUUUCCUUUUUUGUUCUAAAAGACGAAUGAAUGGAUGGAAUUGUACAGUGAGAACUACGUUAUAUUCAGAAAUAUUGCAGAGAAUAAGCCUCCAGUUCAUCGUGAAUCGACUGAAGGAAGAACUUUCUCCAUUACCGUCUGACCUACUGUCUGUGAUAACCUGAAGCAUUCCCCCGCCCAAUCCCAGUACUUAUCGUGUUAUUGUAAAGGCAUAUUAUCUCACGUUUAAAGUGCAGUGCUUAUGGUGUUCGGUUAUACACACGCUGUGUACUGUAGCCUGCAGAACGUUGCACAAAUCUUCAAAAUGUGACUCUGAAAAUGAGACGUUUGUAAUGUUUCAUUUUUUCCCCCUUGGAUGGAGAGCACACUUUCCACUCUUGACAAAAAAGGAUUGAGGACCGGCGUUUGGGAAGACUGACGAGGUGCGAACGAAUUUUACCUGAACCAUGAUGAGCUAAAAGGAUAACGGAAAAUACACGAUCCAGACGGACUGACUGGGGGGACAGCCUUCUGUGUGCUGGUCGUGCAGACUGGGAGGAAUGUGCCGGUGUCGUAAAGAGGGAUUUCCUUCUCCUGCGAUUGCUUUUUUUUUUGAGAAGAAAAGCUGUCGGCUUGUCGCGUCUCUAAUCCCUCGCCUGGCGUUCCGCUCGCGUUUCGACCGUCCUGCUCGUGCGCACGUAGCCGGCGACAGCUGGGAGAGCUCGUGCUCUCGCAUCCACGAUGAACUUCACGUCGGUCGAGGUUCGGCUCGGAAGCACGCGCACGCGGAAGGACAGCUUGUGUCGUGUGAAGCAAAAGGAAAGACUUUGAGUCGCAUACCGUUUGAAUAACCCUCCAGUGAAGCUCUGCGAAGAGAUGAAUGUAAUUGAUGAAUAUCUCACAAGUGUGCACACACACGCGCACACACACACAAGUGCAGGUACACACACAGCCACGCUCCCGCAGUCUGCGCACACACACAUUUAAUCACUCGAUUAAAUCGCACGAAAACGGCUGGGAAACACAACUCCGGACUGGAGCGAGGAUUUUCCAACUCCGGCGCACCAACUCCCAACUCCUGCUUCUUUGUACGCGCAUGCUAAAGGUUCGAUCCCGGCUUUCUCUCGCGAACUGCUACCAAUUCAAUCACCUGACUGCCUUGAAAGCACACAUAUCAUGCUCCCUCAACAAUGUGAUGACACAGCAUUAUCACUGCAACGUUUCAAAUUAGUGGCCGUACGAAAUUAACUUGUUUUUUUUUGG
Messenger RNA from Anguilla anguilla (European eel), 3134 nucleotides. RefSeq names its product corticotropin releasing hormone receptor 1 (gene crhr1). The transcript has 14 exons. The record is from RefSeq and is a predicted model, not a curated record. Lineage: Eukaryota; Metazoa; Chordata; Actinopteri; Anguilliformes; Anguillidae. Gene Ontology annotation, cellular component: neuron projection; plasma membrane. Gene Ontology annotation, biological process: adenylate cyclase-activating G protein-coupled receptor signaling pathway; cell surface receptor signaling pathway. The coding region runs from base 107 to 1396 and encodes 429 amino acids. Gene Ontology annotation, molecular function: corticotropin-releasing hormone receptor activity; corticotrophin-releasing factor receptor activity; G protein-coupled peptide receptor activity.